AUGUCUUACGAAGAUCGCGCCUCGGAUGCCGAGGAGGAGACCAUGGUGAAUGACUACCGCGAGCAGGUCAAUUACGACGAUAGUCUGAGUGAAAUAGACCAUUCUGUGUCUCUCGGUGGUUCUCAGGCUCAAGACCUUCAAGCACAGCUCGCCGCGGCUGCUACCCCACUGGAAUAUCAGGCUACUCUUGAGACCAAGUUCGCCAGCUACGACAACUACUGCAGUCUCUUCCACUACAUUCUGAACUCAGAAGGUCCUGUGGAUCUUGAGGUCCCUUCUUACUACUGGGCCUGGGAUGUCAUUGAUGAGUUCAUCUACCAAUUCGAGUCUUUUUGCCGAUACCGCAACCGCGUUGCUCGUAGUGGAUCCAGUGAGGAUGAGUCCCAAGUCCUCCGCGAAAACCCGAACACAUGGGGCUGCUACUCUGUACUGAACGUACUGUACUCGCUUAUCCAGCGCUCGCAGAUUAAUGAGCAACUGGCUGCCAUCAAGCGGGGCGAGGAUCCAAUUGCUUUCGCUGGCGAGUAUGGCUCCCGGCCGCUUUACAAGAUGCUGGGCUACUUCUCCAUCAUUGGUCUGUUGCGGGUGCACUGCCUGCUCGGUGACUUCAGCCUUGCCCUGAAGACCCUCGACGAUAUCGAGAUGAACAAGAAGGCCAUGUUCGCCCGCGUAAUGGCCGCCCAUUUCACCACGUACUACUACGUCGGUUUCUCCUACAUGAUGAUGCGCCGCUACGCCGACGCCAUCCGCAUGUUCAGCCACAUCUUGGUCUACGUUUCCCGGACAAAGAACUUCCAGAAAGGCGGCAACAACUACGAUGCUAUCGCCAAGAAGAACGAUCAGAUGUAUGCCCUGAUUGCCAUCUGCGUGGCUUUGCACCCCACCCGUCUGGACGACACCAUCCACUCCGCCGUCCGCGAGAAGUACGGCGAGCAGUUCCACCGUAUGCAGCGUGGCGGCCCCGAAGCCCUCCCCGUCUUUGAAGAGUUGUUCCGCUCUUCUUGCCCCAAGUUCAUCAGCCCUACUCCUCCUGACUUCGACAACCCUGCCUACAACGUCGAUCCCGUCGAUCACCACACUGCCAUCUUCAUGGAUGAGGUAAAGAACACCCUAUUCAAUCCCACCAUCCGUUCAUACCUGAAGCUUUACACCACCAUGGACCUCAAGAAGCUCGCCGGCUUCCUCGAGGUCGAGCCUGAGAAACUCCGUUCCUGGCUUCUCGUGAACAAGCAGCGCAGCCGUCAGAUCCGCUGGGUCGAGGGUGGUCUGCUUGAGGGUGAUGCUGUCAUUGCCAACGACCUCGACUACGCUCUCGAAGAUGACUUGAUCCACGUCAGUGAGACCAAAGCCGGCCGCCGCUUGGUUGACUGGUACCUGCGCAACCUUGCCCGAGUUUACUAA
Penicillium taxi is the source of this 1401-nucleotide messenger RNA. Its product is annotated as putative eukaryotic translation initiation factor 3 subunit EifCl. Gene Ontology annotation, molecular function: translation initiation factor activity. The transcript is spliced from 2 exons. Gene Ontology annotation, biological process: translational initiation. Gene Ontology annotation, cellular component: eukaryotic translation initiation factor 3 complex; cytoplasm. Lineage: Eukaryota; Fungi; Ascomycota; Eurotiomycetes; Eurotiales; Aspergillaceae. The coding region runs from base 1 to 1401 and encodes 466 amino acids. The record is from RefSeq and is a predicted model, not a curated record.